This is a messenger RNA of Cyprinodon tularosa, 1526 nucleotides long. RefSeq names its product galectin-9-like. The transcript is spliced from 8 exons. Bases 116 to 1066 code for a protein of 316 amino acids. The record is from RefSeq and is a predicted model, not a curated record. Gene Ontology annotation, molecular function: galactoside binding; carbohydrate binding. Gene Ontology annotation, cellular component: nucleus; cytosol. Gene Ontology annotation, biological process: negative regulation of CD4-positive, alpha-beta T cell proliferation; negative regulation of type II interferon production; positive regulation of gene expression. NCBI's taxonomy places the organism in Eukaryota, Metazoa, Chordata, Actinopteri, Cyprinodontiformes, Cyprinodontidae.
UAAAAUCCGCUUUAAAGCAGCAACCAUUUUCUAAAAUCCUCUAUUCUGUGUGUGUAAACCCAGAGAAGCAGAUUUUUCUCCUCUCAGAGCUUCUUCCUGCUGCUUUGUUCCGAUCAUGGCUUUCAACCAGUCUCCCUUUUACAACCCGAGGAUUCCUUUCACUGGAUCCAUCCAUGGAGGCCUGCAGGAGGGCAAGUCGAUCAUCAUCAGCGGACGAGUCGUUCCUGGAGUAGACCGGUUCCACGUGAACUUGCAGUGCGGUUCCAGUCAGGGGGCAAACAUCGCCCUCCAUUUCAACCCACGUUAUAAUGACGGCCACCCUUAUGUGGUGACCAACACCUUCCAGUACGGUAACUGGGGCUCAGAGGAGAGGAAGCAAAGCACGCCGUUUCACUCUGGACAAAACUUCACCCUGCAAAUCACCGUUACACGGGAUUUCUACCAGAUGAGCGUGAACGGCAGCCACUUCAUGGAUUACAGACACCGUAUCCCGUUCCAGCAGGUUGACACCAUAGCAGUCGGUGGAAAAGUGGAAAUUUCCUCCAUUUCAUUCUCCACUCCUGUGGCAUUUCCUCAGCAAGCCUUUCCCACUCAGGCUGGUUUUCCAUCCUUUCCGGGGUUUCCUCCUCAGCCUGGAUUCACACCCCAGCCAGGAUUUCCUCCUGCAAUGCCUGUUGUUCCAUAUAACAACUACAUCAGUGGCGGACUCCAGCCAGGCAGAACCAUCACCAUUCAGGGAGUCGUCCAGCCCAAUGCCACUAGGUUCCAUGUGAACCUCAGCCACCAGACUGGAAUCGCUCUGCAUUAUAAUCCACGUUUCAACGAGAACACGGUGGUCCGAAACACCAAGCAGCAUGGGCAGUGGGGCUCCGAGGCACGAGGCGGAGGAAUGCCCUUCCAGCGAGGACAGUCUUUCUCGCUGACCAUCAUCUGUGAGAACAGCUCUUUCCGGAUUGUGGUGAACGGGAUGCAGGCCCACAACUACAACCAUCGCUUCACUCCUCUGCAUAACAUCAACACCCUGGAGAUUGAUGGAGACAUCCAGCUGACCUCAGUCAUUGUUUAGAUUCUGGGUUCACUAAAGGAAACAUAACUUUUAAAACCUCACUGCUCCUAGCAAAGGAAGAACAAAAGCAACAGCACAUAGUUCAGCUUUUAUCAUAGAAAUGUUGAAUUUCUGGAGCGUGUUGUUUUAAUCCUAGUGUUUUUUGCUGCCAUCUAGUGGUCAAGUUAUAGAGAGCAACCAAAUAGAUAUAACCUGGAUCUAUUUUAGCCGUAUAAACCUCUUUAUCAUUUCUUUCAAAGAUUUUUCUUUUACCAACUAUUCUGUCUGUAUUUAACUUGGCUUUAAUUUCUCAUCUUGGCUCAGUUUGCUUUAGCUGAUUUAUGUGAAUUUACUCAGUUUGUUCUUGUUCCGUUACAUUUUAUCAGCCUCUUACUGAUAGAUAGAUAUGUUACUGUUUCAAACUGUAACUUUAAAGUAAAGAACCACCAAAAACAAGAUCUACCUUCACCCCCUCCAUCCC